Messenger RNA from Hippopotamus amphibius kiboko, 2040 nucleotides. It is a transcript of the gene SERPINB10, whose product is annotated as serpin family B member 10. Bases 168 to 1364 code for a protein of 398 amino acids. Gene Ontology annotation, molecular function: serine-type endopeptidase inhibitor activity. The record is from RefSeq and is a predicted model, not a curated record. The transcript has 8 exons. Lineage: Eukaryota; Metazoa; Chordata; Mammalia; Artiodactyla; Hippopotamidae. Gene Ontology annotation, biological process: negative regulation of endopeptidase activity.
UUUAUGAAUUUGUGAAAGUGAAUCAGAAGGUGGGGCUAAGAAAAGGGUGGUGUUGGAAUUUUUAAAAAGUAUUUCUACAGUUAGAGGUUGCUUAACACAGCCACAGUCUCUGACAAAAGGAACCAAUUGCCAAUUCUGCUCCAGUGGAAGAAAACAAGAUUUUCCCAAUGGACUCUCUAGCAAAAUCUAUCAACCAGUUUGCUCUGGAGUUUAGCAAAAAGCUAGCUGAAUCUGCUGAGGGUAAAAAUAUCUUCUUUUCUCCCUGGGGCAUCUCAACCUCCUUGGCCAUGGUGUAUUUGGGCACCAAAGGCACCACUGCAGCCCAAAUGGCCCAGGUUCUUCAAUUUAGCAGAGACCAGGACAGCAAAUCGUGUCCUGACAGUUUUGAAAAGAAAAGGAAAAUGGAAUUCAACGUGGGCAAGGCUGAAGAAAUAUACUCUGAUUUUCAGACACUUAUCUCAGAAAUCAACAAUUCCAGCAAUUCUUGCAUACUGAAAACAGCCAAUAGGAUCUAUGCGGAGAAAACUUAUCCAUUUCACAAUAAAUAUUUAGAAGACAUGAAAAGGUACUUUGGUGCAGAGCCACAGUCUGUGAACUUUAUGGAAGCUCCUGACCAAAUCAGAAAGGAGAUCAACUCUUGGGUUGAAAGCCAGACCGAGGGAAAAAUCCUGAAUCUCCUACCUGAUGAUGCUGUGGAUUCUGCAACCAGAAUGGUGCUGGUGAAUGCCCUUUACUUUAAAGGAAUCUGGGAACAUCAAUUCUUAGUCCAAAAUACGACAGAAAAGCCUUUCAGAAUAAACAAGGCUACAAGCAAACUAGUGCAAAUGAUGUCCAUGAAAGAAAAACUUCAAGUAUUUUACAUAGAAGAGCCACAAACCAUAGGCCUUCAACUCUACUAUGAGAGCCGUGACCUCAGCCUACUCAUACUACUGCCAGAAGACAUCAGUGGGCUGGAUCAGCUGGAAAAGGCCAUCACCUUUGAGAAGCUGAGUGAGUGGACCAGCACAGACAUGAUGGAGUUGUGCGACGUGCAGCUGCAUCUCCCCAAGUUCAAGCUGGAAGAGACUUAUGAUCUCAAGUCAACCCUAAGCAGUAUGGGGAUGAGUGAUGUCUUUAGCCAGAACAAAGCUGAUUUCUCAGGAAUGUCUAAGGAUAGAAACCUAUUUCUGUCUAAUGUUUUCCAUAAGUCUUUUGUGGAAAUAAAUGAACAAGGUACAGAGGCCGCAGCUGGUACUGGGAGUGAGGUAAGCUUUCGAAUUAAACUCCCCUCCAUUGAAAUCAAUGCAGACCACCCGUUCCUCUUCUUCAUCAGGCACAACAAAACCAAUAGCAUUCUAUUUUACGGGAGAUUCUGCUCCCCUUAAAUGCUGCAUCUGUCUCAUCAAACAAGAGCAUCUUGCAGUGUCAAAAAUGCACAUAUGAUGGAAAAACACAAAAUAAAAACCAAUUUGUAGCCUGGCUCUUUUUAACAUACAAAUAUUAGCAAAAUUAUUUUGAAAUAAUAUAUUCUAGUGAUCCUAUCAUGUCUAUAUAGCUAGAUAGAAUGGCAAAUUUUAUUUUUUAAACAUUUUAUCUUAAUGUGACUUUUAUUUACAUUUCAGAAAUUCGGUUAUUCAAUCGAAUGCCUUAAAAUGCUUGAACUAUCUGGUCACUGUAUUUUCACUGUCAUUUAUUUUCACAUGCAUCAUUUAGUGAAGAAAAACCUUUAGGUGAUAUGUUGAUAAACAAGAAUCUUCUCAAGACUAUUACUUGGGUGGUUCAUAAAUUACCACUGUAAAAGUAAAUCCCCCUUUCCUGCUAUUUUAAAAAUACUUAUGUUGACAUUAAUGGAAAAACUAGUGAGGUCCAAUGAAAUUUGGUUUAGUUAAUAGUAAUGUACCAAUGUUAGCUUCUUAGUUUUGAAAAAAGGUACCACUAUAAUAUUAGAAGCUAGCAUUAGAAGAAAUUGUGUCAGAGGUGUAUAGGAAUUCCCUGUUUAAUCUUUGUAACUUUUCUGUGAAUUUAAAAUUAUUCCGAAAUAAAAAUUUUAUUGGAACGAAU